Molecule: messenger RNA, 534 nt
Organism: Bacidia gigantensis
Lineage: Eukaryota; Fungi; Ascomycota; Lecanoromycetes; Lecanorales; Ramalinaceae
Exons: 3
Coding region: 1-534 (177 amino acids)
Biological process (GO): medium-chain fatty acid catabolic process; medium-chain fatty acid biosynthetic process
Molecular function (GO): acetylesterase activity; monoacylglycerol lipase activity
Source: RefSeq, a predicted model, not a curated record
AUGGGCACGAAUAUGAAACGGCUAGUUGAGGAGCAUGCCAACGAGAUAGCUCAGAACCCUCGUAUCGACAUUGAAAAGGUAAGAAAGAUAAGGUACCUUUAUGAGUUCGAUCGAGAAUUGCAAGGCCCCACUUGGGGCUAUCCCACGGAGGGAGCGUAUUACCGAGAUGCUUCAUCUUGUGACUCUCUGCUUAGCGUACGAACACCGCUCUUUGGACUUCACGCAGAAGACGAUCCAAUCGCUGUUGCAGAAGCACUUCCAUUACAAGAAAUCAAGCAGAAUCCUUGGACAGUGCUCUGCACAACUUCCCGCGGAGGUCAUUUAGGCUGGUUCGAAAGUGGAGGUGAUAGAUGGUUCACUAAGCCAGCGUGUCGAUUUUUGCAGCGAAUGUCCGAGGGAGUGGAUUUUGAGAAAUUGAGUUCACGUUCUCAUGCAGAGGACGGGGUGCAAGAACCCAAUGGUUCCCCUGGGGUAUUUGAUCCGAUGAGGCGGAAGCUCGAGGCUCUAAAGCAAAGUAGGACGGACCUUGAGUAG